GAAGGAGAGGCGGCAGCGAGCGGGGAGACGAUCGGGCGUCGGCCGCUAGCCGCUCUCGAGCCCCCUGCGUCCCUGCUCGCGUAGCCUGCGGUCCGCGGACACCAUGGCCGGCGAGAUCGAGGAUCUGAACGGUCGGGAGGCGCAGACUGUCUGCGACGGCCUGGGACGCUACGAGGACACGCUGCGGGGCGCCGUCCGGGAGAUCCAUGUGGACAUCCAGUUGUUCAAGCAAGGAGUAGGCCGCCAGGUGGAGGAGGUGCUACGCCUCGCCAGCCCCCUGGCACACGCCGUCUCUGAGCUGCAGCAGGAGAAUCGGCGCCUGCGGGUACAGCUGGAGCGCCUGUCUCGGCAGGUGGAGGCCCUGGGCCGCUCGGCGGGGCUGCCGCACGAGUGGGUGAACGAGGCGGCUGAGAGCCCUCGGGCCGUGGAGCCCCGCUCGCCGGGGCAAGAUUCGGCCGACGGCGCAUUCUCCAGUCGUGCCAAGCUAGCGGUCACUGGCCGGAGCCAAAGCGUAGACCUGGAUGCCCACCAGAAACCUGAGUUUAGAAGAGUUUUUAGUUCUUCCAACAUUGAAAAUGGGCAUCGAUCUUCAUCAUCAGGUCAGGCAAAAGAUGUCCAUGAACUGACCUGUUUUCAGAUGUCAGAAUCAUCUUCCCCUGAAGCCCAUGCCCCUGCAGUCACCUUACAAAUGCCCCACCUUCCUGUUACUGCAGUAACCAGGACAUCUGAGAAGUUUUCAGGAGAGAACGUCUGUCCAACAGGAACAACUAAUACAUCUUCUUGCCUGCUGGGGCAAGGCAAGAGCACGAAUAUGAUGGGAGUAAAAUCUUCCAACCAGCCAGAGAAUGCUACUUCUGUCACCAAGUCUGUUUCAACUGUGAACUACGGGCUGCGUAGUGGAGCCAAAACUGGUGAAAGUGCCAUUGACAGUUACUGUGAUGUGAGCCCCAGCUCCCACUCGCCUCCUCCUGCUGUCCAUCACCAAGUUGAAAGGAGACGAGAAUUGGUGCGGUCUCAGACGCUCCCACGGAUCACAGGAACGCAGGCCAGGAAAAUGCUAUUUGAGAAACUUGAACGUGAUGAUGGAAAAGGAAAAGGAGAAUCCAGAGCUAAGCUGAAGAGGUCGCUGAGUUUUGGGGUUGCCAGCGCUAGCAGCAUUAAACAAAUUCUGUUAGACUGGUGUCGCUCAAAAACCAUAGGAUACAAGCACAUUGAUCUCCAGAACUUCUCCUCGAGCUGGAAUGAUGGGAUGGCAUUCUGCGCUCUUGUGCAUUCUUUCUUUCCUGAAGCUUUUGAUUACAAUAAGCUUGACCCAGCUAAUCGCAAGCAGAACUUUGAGCUGGCCUUCACAACGGCUGAGAAAAUGGCUCACUGUGACCGUCUGAUAGAAGUGGAAGACAUGAUGGUGAUGGGUCACAAGCCAGAUCCCAUGUGCAUCUUCACCUAUGUCCAGUCUCUGUACAGUCAUCUACGACGUUUUGAAUAAAACCAUCGACACCUCUCCAGCCAGAAGGGUCAAGUACAGUGUGCUAAUCGGAAGAGUGACAUUUUGCAAAUAGAACACAGUAUUAUUUAUUGCUUUUUACUGUUCCUUUGCUUACAUUCAGCUGUGUUGAUGGCUGACUGAAGUAUUGCUGAGUAGUGCCCUGAGGUGUUGAUCACAUCAUCAUGUCAGUAAUACAGAAAUAUGGCUGAAAAAGACAAAAAUACAUUGGCAAAGGCAAAUACUGUCAUUUUGGUGCUAGUAGUAGAUUGGACUUUUAGGACUUUAAUGUUUAAACAUCACAGGAAGCAAAUUUGCUUCUCCUGUCUCUGUAAGGAUGGGGACAAUUUUAUGCAGCAAUUCUGCUAUGAAGGUGUUCCAUCUUAAAAUGCAGGUAAAACUCCAGAAGAUAGCACCUUCAGUUUUACUUCUCUGUUGAGCAUAGUACAAAAGAAAUAGCAGAUGGACAAGAAAGAUUCUGUUUAGCAAAUAAUAACCUCGAGUACUCAACCACUAGUGCAAUAAUUCCUCCCCCCAACCCUACCCGUCCACUCCAGCAUACACACACAGAGAUCAAACAGGCAUUGUUUUGUUCUCUUAAAGCAUAAAGAGAGCAUAACCUCUUGUCUGAUGAGUGUGGUGACAGACUACUAUGUUACAUAAUGGCAUUUGUCUGUAAUGGUCAAAUCUAAUUUCAUUUGCUGACAGGCUUGCUAAAACCUCUGCUGGCAGUCCUGGAUUAAUUUCUUGAUAAGAACAGCAAUAGCUGGGACAGUUCUUUGUCUGAGAUUGUGUGCUUGCAUUGUUUAGGAUUGCUGGAAAGGUAGGAGCUAGCAACAUAUAAAAAACUUUGAACAGUUGUAAUAGAAACAAGCCUGUAAUGUGCUUUUACCUGGACUCCAGACGAGCAGCUCUUCAGUGUGGACAGGAGUAAACCCGUUACAGCUUGUUCAGUACAGAUACUGAUUCUGAGGUAGAUGAACAAUAGACAAAAAAUAUGAAAGAUGUGGGAUUUUUUAAGUAGUUUCAAAAGCCUUGCACUAGUUUCAGUUUUCAGUUAAAUUAGCAUUAAAAUCACAGUACAGUUAGAUUACUCCAGAUUUACUGGACUAAAAAAAGCCUUCUAAAAUUAUUUCUUCCAUAAGAACAGGCUCAUAGAAAGUAAAAACUGAAAGCAACAAGUCCUCUGCUCAUGCUAGAUAAUGUUUUUUUAACCUGCCCUUGUGCAUUUUGUAGAUAUUUAGAAAGAUUAAUUUGGUUCUGUAUUGAUGACCAUUUAUAAUAAAUUAUGUCAAGCAUUCUUCAUAUUUAUUGCAUCUUUUUAGACUGAUGUGACAGCCAAGUAAAAUCAGUGAAAACAACAAAAAGCUUUUACUUAAAAGAUUUUUGUUCCAGUCGUGAUUCUGUGUGCUCUGAAUUUCAGUUUUAAAAGUACAUAAGUUCAAUUGCAUUUGAAACAUGAUUUUAGUGCAGUCUCCCUUUCUAGUCAAGUUUACUUAAGAAACCAUGAAUGAAGCAGCCUCUUCAUUAGCAUUAAAGUGUCAUUGCCUUCAGUUUUUUACUUUGUCUUGAUCGGCUAUAAUUCUGAGGAGUAAGUGUGCACCUGUAGCUCUACCAAAUGCACUGUAAGGAUAAACCCAUUGUAUUUAUGUUUUGGAGGAGUUUGGAUUAAGCAUGAUGAAAAGUCUGUCCAAAACUGGCAUGCACAAUGCACUUAUUUACAUUCUUACCGUAGAAUACUUUUUAUUGAGUAGCAGAGCCAAGUUCCGUCAUAACUACCACAAGAGAGUCAAUACUGCCUUAAUACAUUGCAUUCCUUCACAGUCUGAGGUCAUGGAUGAUUUUACUGUGUGAUGUGAGUGCUGAAGACACAGGUAAGUGCUUGGCCAAUUUAGGUCUAAUAGCAUAUAAUUAUAUAAAGGAAGUUUUAGACUGUAAAAUUAUUGCAAAUUCACCAGGGUGAAUCUACAUCCUUUCUGUAAUUCAGUUUAUUUUUGCAGCUACAUGGUAGGUAUUUUUGUACACGUUUGCUAAACUUUUCCCACUUAAGAGAGGUGAUGGUAAAGAUACCUAGGACUUACCAGCCACCUGUUUGCAAGUGGAAGACUCUAAGCUGAGUUGAUCUAUUGAUGGUUUGUGUGUAAGGGUUAGGGAGAUAGUGCUAUGACAUACUUUUAGAAAAACUUACAGCUUUGUGUGUUAAGAGGUCUGCUCUAUAUGAAUAACCUCAACUAUUUGAUUGUAUGAUCCAAUUGAAAUUAAAGUAUAUAAUAUAUGCCCCAAAUUGAUUUUUCAGUAUUGUUAUUUUUUCAAAAAUGCAGAGCACAUGUAUAUAUGACAGUGUGUUUAACAUGAAUGAUAAAAAGAACAAUCUGUUAAGUUGGCAUAGUAUAUAUUUUACACAAAUGGACUGUUUCUUAACUUUUCUAAUGCUUCUGUAUUAUAUCUAAAAGUAUAUCUAUGGUUGUUUAUUGGCAACUCGAUCCUAGUUUUAAGGGCUAAAUCGGUUUGUUCUGUGCAAUAUUCUCAAGAUAAUGUCAGCAGAGACAUUCAUCUACUUUUUAAGACUAUGCUUCUUACAGCAGGAAAAUCCUUCUUUUUUAAAGUACAAUAACUAGAUGAAUGUCUUUCAUCACUUCUCCCUUUGUGUGAUAUUUCCAAUAAAGUGUUUAAUCUAAACAUAUGCUCAAACUCA
This is a messenger RNA of Sturnus vulgaris (Common starling), 4178 nucleotides long. It is a transcript of the gene SMTNL2, whose product is annotated as smoothelin like 2. Gene Ontology annotation, molecular function: protein binding. The record is from RefSeq and is a predicted model, not a curated record. Lineage: Eukaryota; Metazoa; Chordata; Aves; Passeriformes; Sturnidae.